UAGAAUUACAGCUGCUAUCAGCUGGAAAUUUCUGCAGACUGUAAAGAUGAGAACAAGUGCGAUGAUUAGUGAAAGAGGUUUCUCUUCCGCUCUGUCAAUCUCUAUACGAAUGAAUCGGUGGUAAAAGCGCUCAAAUUUUCUUAGUAAAUACGUAAAAUGUGCAAUACGUUCGUAAAUGUGGAUCUCAAUAUCGAGGGAUCAAAGUCAUCGUCGUGUCUGCGUGUUCAAGUGAACAAACUGACAUCUCGAGCAAUGGGCUGAAUGAGAAGUACAACCAGAAGACGAAUCGCAAUAGUUUUCUAACCUACGUAUCAUACAAACAUCGUAAUAACGUGCGAACUGUGAAUGCGUGCCAUAUUACAUAAAGAAAUGUAUCGCCUCAACCUUCAAACCUGCUAGCUUUCAAGGUACAAUGAGUCUGCAGGGAAAUUUCGAAUUUCUAAUAUUUCCAUCCGUAGCAGCUAUCUCAAAUUCUUCCUCGCCUGGGGCAUCCAAAGAUUCGGAGAAAGACGUCAAUGCCACGGCCCAGGAAAAAAUACCACUCUCGUCGAUAAUGAAAAUAACGUCCCACGAUGCCAGGGAGUUUGCCUGUGGUUGGGGAGCGGCGGUGAUCAAUGUCACAGUCACUUAUCCUAUUAACAAGAUAAUAUUUCGUCAGAUUUUGGAAGGUGUGCCAGCAGGAGCGGCGGCCAAGCAGUUAUCCGAGGAAGGAGUCCGCCUUUUAUACCGAGGUAUCCUGCCGCCGUUAUGUCAGAAGACGCUCUCGCUAAGCAUAAUGUUCGGGGUGUACGAAGGGAGCCGGAAGCGGAUAUACCUGCUGACAAAGAACGCGGGCCUUUCGAAGUUCCUCGCGGCGAACAUCGCGGGAACCGCCGAGGCGAUCCUGAUGCCACUUGAGCGGGUUCAGACGCUGCUUCAGGACUGGCGCUACCACGAAAAGUUCAGGAACACCUCGCACGCCUUCAGGCACCUUCUCAGACACCACGGGAUCCCGGAAUGCUAUCGAGGCUUGUUCCCGAUUCUGGUCAGGAACGGUCUGUCGAAUCUGAUGUUCUUCAGCCUGAGGGAUCACUCGAAAACCCUAAUGGCUGGCAGGGACACUCUGUUCACCAAUUUUGUGUGCGGCGCGCUUAUCGGCGGCCUAACCAGCACAGUUUUUUACCCGAUGAACGUCAUCAAGAUUCACAUGCAAACCAAGGUCGGCGGUGAUUUUGAGAAAUUCUGGGGCGUUGUUAAGGAGAUUUACGUAUCGAGAGACAAGAGCAUCGCUCAUUUCUACAAGGGGGUUCAUCUCAAUUACAUGAGGUCGUUCAUCAGCUGGGGUGUAAUAAACGCCGCUUAUGAUUUUUUGAAGAAAAUCAUAUUCGUUUGAAUCCGUUGCUCGUCGGAUUAUUUUAUUAAAACCUAUUUUCGAGGUGUUUAGACAAACAACCAAAAAAAAAAAAAAUCACGAGAAGAAUAACGCAAAUGCUCGAUGGAAUGAUAUCAUUGUUUCGUUAUUAGUCAAUUUCUCACGGUGUUAUUUUUGGUCUCGCAAUUUUUGUUAAAUCUUUUUUUUUUCAAUCUCCAACAUCUGUGGCAUUUACUGUGUACAUAGUGUCAAUAGUGAUGUGAAAAUAAGACAAAAAAGUUACACUUAAUAUGCAUCACUGUAAAAUUUAUGUCGUGUUUAGUUAGCGAAAAAUCUUUAUUUUUAAAAUGUUCAUUUUAAAGAAAAAAUCACCAAACAAAGUAAUGAAAAAAAAAGAAACCCAUUAAAAAUAACUCACAAAUCAAUCAAGAUCUCAGAAAUUCAAACUUGAUCGAUUUAUGGUUACACGAAUUAUGGUUUUUGUAAACUUUCUCCCACUACCUAAUACAAAAAACAACGAAAACAGGAGUUGAAUUGUCGCGUUCUGCUUAACGAAUUCCGUGAUGGGGUUUUCAAUCAGAAACCCUCAAUGAAAGUUACCGAUAUCAAGCCAUAUAAUACGUCGUACCGUUUUAGUGACGGGUGAAGAAAAUAUAGUCGAUCGAUGGGCCGCUGGUUGGCGCAAGUUCUUCUUUGUUUGUACUAGAAUUCAAUUUUUAAAAAUAAUUGUGUAUAUAUACAAUACACGAUACGUACACUAUAAGUAGCAAAGUUUUAUUAAUAUUAUUAUUGUUAUCAAUAAUGUGUGUAUUUGAAUGAAGAUUUAAAACAAACUGCCUUUUAUGUAAUUAUUCACCGUUUAUACAUAAUGAAGUCAUAUUAACGAUCAAAGUAAAUGAAACGUUAAAGAAAUUAUUUAUUUGUAUUAUCACUGAUAUUAUUUAUGUCUCUUGGGUUUUUUUACGCGUUGUAGGUAAAUGGAUAACUCAUCAUUCCUUGUUAUUGUCUUUAGACGAUUGAAAACUUUUAUCGAUUGUUGUUUUAUACGUGAAGAAUCUAAAAAAGAAAAAAAAAAACACCAGCGACAGGCUGAAUUCAAAGAAAUAUACAUUUGAUUUUUACACGAUAUUCGUAGCGCGAUUUAUUAAUUUCUUUCCGUGACCUU
Messenger RNA from Neodiprion fabricii, 2516 nucleotides. RefSeq names its product mitochondrial nicotinamide adenine dinucleotide transporter SLC25A51. The record is from RefSeq and is a predicted model, not a curated record. Lineage: Eukaryota; Metazoa; Arthropoda; Insecta; Hymenoptera; Diprionidae. The transcript has 3 exons. Bases 413 to 1372 code for a protein of 319 amino acids.